AUGUUGGAAGAUCUGCAGAUCAAAGCAACCAACAGCUGCCAGGCUGGGCCCAAUGGUGGUCAUUGCCUGGUUGUUGUGAACACUCACAUCCUUUGCGAUCCAAGCUCUUCCGAUGUGAAGUUGUGGCAGUCCUACUUGCUGGUGAAUUCCCUCAAGCAUUUGGGCUGGAAUCAUUGGCCUCUGCUCCUUGCGGGUGACUUUAAUUCCACUCCUGAUUCAGCUGUCUAUGAAUACCUCAAGAAGGGCAUGAUCAAUGGGGCUCACGAGGAUCUUCGACAUGAUCCAUCAGGAUUGCUCAGCAGGUUCAGAAUGCACAUGCACCACAACCUAAAGUUGUCUACUGCCUAUGCCACUUGCACUGGUCAUGAGGCAAAAUUCACAAACUACACAGAGGACUUCAAGGGCACCCUUGACUACAUUUGGUUUUCACCAGAGGUGCUCCAGGUGGUGGCAAUUACACAGGUGGAUGAAGAAAGCGAGCUGAGGAAGGAACACGCACUCCCUUCAAGCAACCGCCCAUCUGAUCAUGUGCUGAGCCUAUGA
Molecule: messenger RNA, 543 nt
Organism: Durusdinium trenchii
Lineage: Eukaryota; Dinophyceae; Suessiales; Symbiodiniaceae
Source: the annotation of a GenBank genome assembly